GGGGGGGGGGGGGGGAGCUGCUAAAAACACUCCCGGACGACACGACUCCAGAUGCGAUCUUCCCUUUUGGACAUUUUCUCAAAAACGUGAAGCCAAAGUCAAGUUGCAUUAGAAGAUUUAGGCCUAACAAAAUGUUCCCAGUUGAAACUGACCAUCAGUUUGUGGAUUUGCUAAACCGAGAAUAAUGAAAGUUAUAAAGAUAUACAUCCCACUCAGUGGCAAAUGCAUGUAGGCUGCCCGCAGAAUGGAAAACAUGUAAAUAGUGUAUAUUUCUGAAAGCACUGAUUAUUUAUACUCAUGCUAUCACUGCCAUCUACAGAUCAGCUGUGAAAGUUCAGAUAAGGGUGCUCUCAUCCAGCCCUCACCGGGAGCACGUCGGGACAUUUUUCUGCCUUAGAUACCAGACAACGAAAAGGCCACUCUUCUUCGCCGAGUGCAGCUGAUCUUCCCUCAACACCAGAGGCAAGAAAGGAAGCAGGCGAAAAAGAUAACGACCCUCAGAUAUCUGGGGAAAUAUUGCCAGGGAUUGAAAGGCAACUUAAUGGGUACCAUGGCAAUUACAAAAGUGCUCUAUUAACAUAAAAAGCUAUGUGAAAUAUUCCAUAUUGAGACAACCCGGUUUCUUUGGGAAACAUGUAAUUACUUUGACUACACAGCCAUAAAAUAUGAAGAAUAUAAUUAUUUCUUUCUGGGUAACAGCCAGCCAAACGCCAUUAAGCAAAACCAAGGUCAAAAUGCACUGCGAGCGGAUGUGGGAGGGGUGGAAAGAGGCUGAAAGCAGGUAGAUAAAACAUUUACUCCUAAUGACUCACCUCCGACGGAGCAGACAAGCAACGCCAUGGACAUCGGAACAGCAAUUUUAAUAAUUGGCUUCGCCGCUCUCGUUGCAGCCUUCCUCCUUCUGGUAAUUGGACUUGUGUACGCCGAGCUGAUGAACUCAGACAUUCCUCGUGGGGUUGCAAAUAGUGGGAAACUGCACAUGGUCCACGGCCUGUUUGUUGGCUUAGCAAUUGUGGGCCGGAUACUUGAUCGCCUGGGUAUUUGUCAGCAGGUCAACUUCGUCCGGUGGUUUGUGGCCUGUUUUCUCACUCGCUUGCGUCCGGUUCCAGCGGGCCUGCGAGUGAAGGACCUAAAGUUCUCUGAGGUUCCAGUGCGGCUCUACGAACCCACCGCCAUGUGUGACGGCUUGAGAAGAGGUCUGGUGUAUUUCCAUGGAGGAGGAUGGGUGUUGGGCAAUAUAGAUUCGGUUGAUGAAGUCUGUCGGCACAUCGCCAAGGAGUCAGAAACCACCGUGGUUUCUGUUGGGUACCGAUUAGCCCCCGAGCACAGGUACCCUGCCCAGCUGGACGACUGUGAGACAGCGCUGUGUCACUUCCUGUCUGUGGCUGAGGCAGAGUUUAGCGUGGACGCUAACAGAGUGGCGGUCGGAGGCGACAGCACUGGCGCCAAUAUGGCAGCAGCGCUGUGCCAAAGGCUGGCGAGGACGGAGGUUGGACGUCUGCCAUUCCCUUGCGCUCAGGUUCUCAUCUACCCGACCCUGCAGAUGGCGGAUUUCAACCUGCCCUCAUACCAGCAAAAUCACGCUGUGCCCAUAUUGUUUCGUGGCCGUAUGGCGUUCUACUUCCUGCAAUACCUCAAUGGCGACGUGUCUUUGUGCCAGGACUUGUUGGAAGGGAUCCAUGUUCCCACUGAGCUCAAGCCAAGCUAUAAGGAGUGGCUCUCCCCUUCCAACCUCCCACCUGAAUUUCUUGCGCGGGGCCACAGUGAGAUCGCAACCGCGCAAUACGAUGCGGAGGUGUAUCACGCAAUCAAAGCGGGUUUGGAACAUGAAGUCUCCCCUUUACUGGCGGAUGAUGCGGCCGUUAGGAAAACGCCUCCCACCUUCAUCCUCACCUGCGAGUAUGACGUCCUGAGGGACGACGGGAUUCUUUACAGGAAACGGCUGCUGGAUUUGAAAAAGGAUGUCACCUGGCGACACGUGGCGGACGGUUUUCACGGCGUAAUUAACUUUUUCAACCACGGCUGGCUCACUUUUCCCUCCGCAGCGCACGUUGUGGAUAGUGUCGUUGACUACAUGAGAACACUGUGAAGAUCAUGUAUUUUAUUCUGCUUUCCAUUCGCUUUUACAUUGAAAUAAAUAAAACUUGACUUGA
Molecule: messenger RNA, 2153 nt
Organism: Gasterosteus aculeatus aculeatus (three-spined stickleback)
Lineage: Eukaryota; Metazoa; Chordata; Actinopteri; Perciformes; Gasterosteidae
Gene: aadacl4
Product: arylacetamide deacetylase-like 4
Cellular component (GO): membrane
Molecular function (GO): carboxylic ester hydrolase activity
Source: RefSeq, a predicted model, not a curated record